AUGGCCAGUACUGGUUACCCAGGAAACGAACUCGAGAGUGAUUCUUUCACUACCGCAUACAGUUCGUCACCGCAUACAGUUCACCACCGCAUACAGCUCACCACCGCAUACAGUUCAAAACCGCAUACAGUUCACCACCGCAUACAGCUCACCACAGCAUACGGUUCACCAACGCAUACAGUUCACCACCGCAUACAGUUCACCACCGCAUACAGCUCACCACAGCAUACAGUUCACCACCGCAUACAGUUCAACACCGCAUACAGUUCGUCAUCGCAUACAGUUCACCACCGCAUACAGUUCACCACCGCAUACAGUUCACCACCGCAAACAGUUUGUCACCGCAUACAGUUCACCACCGCAUACAGUUCACCACCGCAUACAGCUCACCACAGCAUACAGUUCACCACCGCAUACAGUUCAACACCGCAUACAGUUCGUCAUCGCAUACAGUUGACCACCGCAUACAGUUCACCACCGCAUACAGUUCACCACCGCAAACAGUUUGUCACCGCAUACAGUUCACCACCGCAUACAGUUCACCACCGCAUACAGUUUGUCACCGCAUACAAUUCACCACCGCAUACAGUUCACCACCGCAUACAGUUUGUUACCGCAUACAGUUCGCCACCGUAUGCAGUUCGUCACCGCAUACAGUUCACCACCGCAUACAGUUUGUCACCGCAUACAUUCACCACCGCAUACAGUCCGCCAACGCCUACUCUUCGUCACCUCAUGCAGUUCACUACCGCAAACAGUUCGUCACCGCAUACAGUUCACCACCGCAUACAGUUCACCACCGCAUACAGUUCACCACCGCAUAAAGUUCACCACCGCAUACAGUUCACCACCGCAUACAGUUCGCCACCGCAUAAAGUUCACCACCGCAUAAAGUUCACCGCCGCAUACAGUUCACCACCGCAUACAGCUCACCACAGCAUACAGUUCACCACCGCAUACAGUUCGCCACCGCAUAAAGUUCACCACCGCAUAAAGUUCACCGCCGCAUACAGUUCACCACCGCAUACAGCUCACCACAGCAUACAGCUCACCACAGCAUACAGUUCGCCACCGCAUAAAGUUCACCACCGCAUAAAGUUCACCGCCGCAUACAGUUCACCACAGCAUAAAGUUCACCGCCGCAUACAGUUCACCACCGCAUACAGUUCACCGCCGCAUAAAGUUCACCACCGCAUAAAGUUCACCGCCGCAUACAGUUCACCACAGCAUAAAGUUCACCACCGCAUAAAGUUCACCACCGCAUACAGUUCACCGCCGCAUACAGUUCGCCACCGCAUAAAGUUCACCACCGCAUAA
Molecule: messenger RNA, 1317 nt
Organism: Mya arenaria
Lineage: Eukaryota; Metazoa; Mollusca; Bivalvia; Myida; Myidae
Exons: 3
Coding region: 1-1317 (438 amino acids)
Source: RefSeq, a predicted model, not a curated record